Molecule: messenger RNA, 2301 nt
Organism: Corylus avellana
Lineage: Eukaryota; Viridiplantae; Streptophyta; Magnoliopsida; Fagales; Betulaceae
Product: HhH-GPD base excision DNA repair family protein
Biological process (GO): base-excision repair; mismatch repair
Cellular component (GO): nucleus
Molecular function (GO): oxidized purine DNA binding; 8-oxo-7,8-dihydroguanine DNA N-glycosylase activity; purine-specific mismatch base pair DNA N-glycosylase activity
Source: RefSeq, a predicted model, not a curated record
CCUACGUUGGCAGUGGAGGCUUAAAAGUUGCCGGCCUGGCUCAAUCCAGCACUUUCAAGCCUUGGCCCAUGGUGGGUACCCUUGGCUUUGCGGUGGAUUUUGAAUUUGAAACCGCCGCUGCUGCUGCUUCAAAAGUGAAAAGUCGGUUUCGUAUUUCGAGUAUGGGGGGCGAGGGAAAGAAGAAGACGAAGAGGAAACAGCCGAAGCAAAACAAGAAUGCAGUUGUUGUUGAGAGACGACGACGUUUGGUCAGAGAACAACCACAGCCACCAUCACCAGCAGAGAAACAAAUGGAAGAAGAAGAAGAAGAAGAUAUAGAGGAUAUUAUCCCGUGGAGGUUCAGUGGGGACGAAACCCAGAGGAUUAGGGAAUCUCUUUUGGAGUGGUACGACCUGAACAAGAGGGACCUCCCAUGGCGCUCAAAGAAAUUAGAGUCGCCAUCAGAAGCAGAAGAAGAAAGGGCUUAUGGAGUUUGGGUCUCGGAAAUAAUGCUUCAGCAGACGAGGGUUCAGACUGUCAUUGAUUACUACAACCGUUGGAUGCGCAAAUGGCCCACCAUUCACCAUCUCUCUCAGGCUUCUCUUGAGGAGGUGAAUGAAAUGUGGGCUGGUUUGGGCUACUAUCGCCGAGCACGAUUUCUGUUAGAGGGAGCAAAGAUGAUUGUUACAGAAGGAGGUGGAUUUCCUAAAACAGUUUCUGCACUGCGAAAGAUUCGAGGAAUUGGAGACUAUACUGCUGGAGCUAUUGCUUCAAUAGCAUUUGAGGAGGUGGUGCCUGUGGUUGAUGGGAAUGUGAUAAGGGUGAUUGCUAGACUACGAGCUAUUGCUGCGAAUCCAAAAGACAAGGUGAUGGUCAAGAAAGUAUGGAAAGUAGCAGCUCAACUAGUUGAUCCUAUCCGGCCUGGCGACUUCAAUCAGGCUCUCAUGGAACUUGGUGCAACUGUCUGCACUCCAUUGAACCCAAGCUGCUCUUCAUGUCCUGCAUCUGGCCAUUGUCGUGCACUGUCAAUCUCUAGACAUGAUAGUGCGGUACAGGUUACAGAUUUCCCAGUUAAGGGGAUAAAGGUCAAGCAGAGACAUGGUUUUUCUGCUGUAUGUGUUGUGGAGUUACUUGGAGGUCAGAAAACAUCGGAGGGAAGCCAAACUGACAGCAGAUAUCUUCUUGUUAAAAGGCCUGAAAAAGGUUUGCUUGCUGGCCUCUGGGAGUUCCCGUCUGUCUUGCUGGACGAAGAAGCUGAUUUGGCCUCUAGGAGAGAAGCAAUUGAUUGCUUUUUGAAAAACAGCUUUGGACUUGACCCCAAAAGGACCUGCGACGUAGUUCUCAGGAAAGAUGUUGGAGAGUUUGUCCAUAUUUUCACUCACAUUCGUCUAAAAGUAUAUGUGGAAUUGUUUGUGUUACAUCUUAAAGGUGGGAAGAAUGACUUACUUGGAAAGCAGGACAAAGAAAUUAUGCCAUGGAAAUGUGUUGAUUCCGAGCUCCUUUCAAGCAUGGGAUUGACAUCUGCUGUCAGAAAGGUAUACACUAUGGUUCAGAAAUUUAAGCUGGAAAAUUUGUCCAUUAAUUUUACACCAUCCAAAAAAAGAAGCAGAAUAACGCGAACAAAAUAAGAUAUUCCUGCCCGAACCUGUUGCAGCGUCCUAAAGGAGGUGCUUUAUUCUACUAAUACAAGAAAAUUUUAGUAUUUAAGAUUGUUCUCUGUGCAUAUAUCUGCCAAGAAAGUGCACUUUGGCCAUGCAACAAGGCAGAUUAUUGUCAGAGCUGGCCCUUCAUCAUCAGUUUUGCUACUUAAUAUCUUAUUCAUCCACAACAAUUUCCUUGUGAGUUAUGCAGACUCGCUUUCUCUACGGCUCUGGUGGGUUCUCUUAACCAAGCCAUUGCUUAUGAGCCGCUCAUUUUUCGACAGGCAGGCACACAGACAAAUGAGCUUUUAAGGGCUAUGAUUUGCAUGUUGAUGGAAGUGUAUCAUUUUGCUAUGAUGCUUUCAUUUUUCUAUCCAAUGUAGGUAGUGUAAUUUAUCAAUUUGUAUAGAAAGGAAGACUAGGACUUCAGAUUCUAGCAAAGGAGAGCUUAGCAGUGAAAAACAAAAUUCUAAUGCUUUUUGUAACAAAUGUAACAAUGCUUAUCAGUGAAAAAAACAGAAUUUGUAAUUGCUAUAAUUGUUGUUUUGUUGUUAUAUGUUAUGAGGAUGGUGAUAAUGUUGUCACAUGAGGACUAUGUAAUUGUUUAGCAUAUGAUUUCUAUUAUUACUCAACAGGGUUUCCUUAAGUUUUUGUGUUUUGUAAUUUUUACUACGAAUUUGAU